GGAUGCCAAACGCCGAAUUCUAAAACACGAAGAAGAAAAAGCGGCACUCUGAUUGACUGUUUCCAAGGAGACCACCAAAACUACUUAGCGCUGGACUGCUGUGCCGAGAGUCAAAGAUGUCAUUUUUAUUUGACUGGAUCUACAGGGGGUUUAGUAGUGUUUUACAGUUCUUAGGUUUGUACAAAAAGACUGGGAAGCUGGUUUUUCUGGGCCUUGACAAUGCUGGUAAAACAACACUCCUACACAUGUUGAAAGAUGACCGACUUGGCCAACACGUGCCAACGCUGCAUCCAACUUCUGAAGAGCUGACAAUCGGUGGGAUGACAUUUACUACAUUUGAUCUGGGAGGACAUGUACAAGCUCGAAGAGUGUGGAGGAACUACCUGCCGGCUGUGAAUGGAGUCGUCUUUCUUGUAGACUGCGCAGAUCACGACAGACUCACAGAAUCCAAGACCGAACUCGAUGCUCUCCUAGGAGACGAGACCAUAGUCAACGUACCAGUGUUGGUGUUGGGUAAUAAAAUUGACCGUCCUGAGGCCAUCAGUGAAGGAGGACUGAGAGGAGCUUUUGCUCUUGAUGGUCAAGUUACUGGAAAGGGAAAUGUCUCUUUGAAGGAGCUGAACGUCCGACCUCUGGAGAUUUUCAUGUGCAGCGUGUUGAAAAGACAAGGCUAUGGGGAAGGUUUCAGAUGGUUAUCACAGUACAUCGACUGACACGCAGGACUGAAGCUUAACCAGAAGGGAUUUUCUUGACACAUUUUCAUGAAGCAUGACAAAGACUUCAUGCCUCUUUGCCAGUGUCAAUCAGCCCAAAUUUCAAGCAGUAUUAUUAAGAGCAUAUUCUUUUUAAUAAUUAAAGCAUUUCUUCAGGAUUUAAAGGUUUCUAUGCAAACUUUUAAAAGUGGUUCAUGGUGAACUGUCCUUCGUGUGUCUGUGUGUGUGUGUGUGUGCGCGUGUGUGUUUGUGUGUUAUUAAUGUGAGAGUUAACUGAGUUGUCUGAAUUGUAACAUGAGCAGUGAUACAUUAUGCAAGAAUGUAGAUAAUGUAUACAGCAGUAUUGCUUUAGACCAACUGCUCUAAUUGGAAUUUAUUAGAAGUGGGUGAUGAAAAUGUGGUGGGUAGUUUAUUGCUUGUCAGACAUCAGAUUAAGAUGGCCAAGUUUAGAUUUUAAAAUUAGACAAAUAACUAAAUACAGAAGAUUAAUUUUAGUUCAUUUAAUCUAAUGCUACGCAGCCACUGCCUUCAAAGCAUAUAGCCAAAAAUGUCUGCUAAUGACUUUGGGAUUAGCAGGGAGAGAGAUUGGACUUCAACAAAAGAUAUCUUCCAUGCUGAGCACUGAGCCAAAAUAACGUCAAAUCCCCUUUAGAAGCCAAAAAUGAAAAGAAUGCAUGUCCCACAAACAAAGGCAAAGAUGAUGGAAUAAACUGAGUCUGCUUUGAAUAAUGUGUUUCUCACAUUCAGUGUCUUGAUGGAAUUGGCUUGUUUAGUUUUGCUCUUGACAGUUGCAUCUUCUCCUAUAUGUGAUGUUACAUGUUGCAUCAAAGGCAGCUGAUUUGAAGUGUGUUAGUUGGAUUGAAAUAAGUCUUCAUUAUCUUUGACUUCGGGGUGUUUAGUACAGAGCUCAAAGAUAAAAUGUUCAUACAGAACUUUUACGACUUUUAAUGGCUUCCCUUGCUUUAUUAUAUCAUGAAGGCUGUAAUAAUGCAUUGCCCUUAAAAUGUCAGGAAGCAAUAAAGUAGAAUGACCAACUGUAAUGUAGCAGAGACAAUCUUACUCCACUAUAUUUGAGAGUAGGAAAGAAUAUAUGUAGUUCUGAGCCUGUUAAUAAUAUAUAUAUAUUUUGUUAUUUAUUCCUUUAUUCUAGAGCCUGAGCAAUAUAUGGACAUGUAAUCAGCAUGUAGGCUGUGCAACAGGGUUGAAGUGCUGCAGAUAAUGUACUUUUUGACUAUCUGAAAAGAUAUGAGAGUGCACUUGCAAACAGUCCAUUCAUGCAAACAUGCAUGCAUUUUUACAAUGACCUGUAUAAAUCUGUAUCCUCAUUCUGAGAAGCUGGAAAUAGAUCAUGGGGAACAGAAACAUGUGAUCAUCACUGUACCCCAUUUACUGUUUCCUGCAUCCCAUGUUUACAGGGUAACAUUUUGAAUAUUCUGUUUAUUAAUAUAUGCAGGGAUAUUUGUGACUGAGAUAAAAAGAUUUUAUUCAGGGAUUCUUGAGUGUUUACUGAGAUACAGUAUGCAUGUAAACAAGCUGCUUUUCCUGUGAACAGUGUUCUGUACCAGUCGUUAAAUUAUGUAUAGUACAGAUGUAAAUGUUUGUACAGUAACUGCCCUUUAGCUGACACUAUGAAGUACUGAAAUUAUUUAUAACUGACUGUAACUUGAAAUAAUAUUUGCAGCAAUUAUCUGUGCAAAUAGUUUCAACUUGAAUGACAACAUCCACACAUAAAGAUUGAUCUAUGCAAUGAGUGGUUUAAAUGUUGUAAUAAAACCUGCUUCUUCUUUUUUUGGA
Molecule: messenger RNA, 2507 nt
Organism: Siniperca chuatsi (mandarin fish)
Lineage: Eukaryota; Metazoa; Chordata; Actinopteri; Centrarchiformes; Sinipercidae
Gene: sar1aa
Product: secretion associated, Ras related GTPase 1Aa
Exons: 7
Coding region: 117-713 (198 amino acids)
Biological process (GO): membrane organization; intracellular protein transport; endoplasmic reticulum to Golgi vesicle-mediated transport
Cellular component (GO): COPII vesicle coat; endoplasmic reticulum exit site
Molecular function (GO): GTP binding; GTPase activity
Source: RefSeq, a predicted model, not a curated record